GGGGGGCUCUGGGAGCGCCUGCUGGUGGGCGGGCUGCGGGUGCGCCCGGAGCAGUGGCCCGUCCUGGUGAGCGACUCGCCGUCGGCGCCACCCUCCAGCCGCGAGAGGGUGGCCGAGCUGCUGUUCGAGGCCCUGGCGGUGCCCGCGUGCCACAUGGCCAGCACGGCGCUGUUGGCGCUCUGCUCCACCGGAGCGUUCAGCGGGCUGGCAGUGGAGGCCGGUGCGGGCGUGUGCCACGCCACGCCCAUCUAUGCGGGCCACUCCUGGCACAAGGCCACCUUCCGGCUGGAGGUGGCAGGCACCACCCUGUCGCGCUACCUGCGGGAUCUGCUGGUGGCAGCGUGCCCUGACCUACUGCGGCAGACCCUACCCCGAAAGGCCAUCACACAGCUCAAGAAGCGCUGCUGCUACGUGUCGCUGGACUUUGAAGGUGACCUCCAUAACCCUGGCCGCCACCAGCCAGCCAGCUUCUGCUUGGGCAACCGAUGCGCGGUCUGCCUCAGCAGCGAGCGCUUCCGCUGCCCUGAACCCAUCUUCCAGCCUGCUCUGCUAGGCCACGCGGAGCCAGGACUGCCCACACUGGCCUUCUGGGCACUGAAGAGCGUGCCUGGAACCCUGCGGAGGAGGCUGGCUGACACUGUGGUGCUGGCUGGUGGCUCCACACUUUUCCCUGGUUUCACUGAGCGCCUGGAGAUAGAGCUGGAAGCCCAGUGCCAGCAGCACGGCUAUGGGGCACUGCAGCCACAUCUGGUGGCCAAGCCUGGGCGAGGCACGGCAGUGUGGACAGGUGGCUCCAUGGUGGCCUCACUGCAGAACUUCCAAAGCCAAUGGAUGACCCGGGCCAUGUACCAGGAGUGUGGCUCCAGGCUGGUGCACAAAGUCUUCAACUGAGUCACGUUGGACUGGAAG
Messenger RNA from Miniopterus natalensis, 909 nucleotides. It is a transcript of the gene ACTL10, whose product is annotated as actin like 10. NCBI's taxonomy places the organism in Eukaryota, Metazoa, Chordata, Mammalia, Chiroptera, Miniopteridae. The record is from RefSeq and is a predicted model, not a curated record.